AUGGCUUCCGUCUCGCAGGUUGUCACUCUCCCUCUUCCCGCCCUUCCCGAGGGCUGGGCUGCCGACAAGGACUUCAAGGCCGUCGGCAAGCUCUCCGGAGCUGUCCAGCGCAGCAUCGAGCCUGUUGGACCGCAUUUCCUGGCUCACGCCCGCCGAGCUCGUCACAAGCGCACCUUUUCCGAGGAUGACCGGAUCCAGGCCCAGGAGAGCGCCAAGAACGUCGAGGAUGUUGAUGAUGGCGAUGAGAGCGAGCCUGAGGACCCCAUGAUGCUUCAGAGCCAGGCCAAGGACUGGAAGACUCAGGACCACUACAAGGUUCUCGGCCUGUCCAAGUACCGCUACAAGGCCACCGAGGAGCAGAUCAAGAAGGCCCACCGCAAGAAGGUCCUCAAGCACCACCCCGAUAAGAAGGCUGCCCUGGGCCGUGCCGAGGACGACCAGUUCUUCAAGUGUAUCCAGAAGGCCACCGACAUUCUGCUCGACCCCAUCAGACGCCGCCAGUUCGACUCCGUCGAUGAGGAGGCCGACGUCGAGCCCCCCACCAAGAAGCAGCUGCAAAAGGGCGACUUCUACAAGCUCUGGAGCAAGGUCUUCAAGUCCGAGGCUCGUUUCUCCAAGACACACCCCGUCCCCACCUUUGGCGAUGCCAACGCCACCAAGGAGCACGUCGACGAAUUCUACAACUUCUGGUACAACUUUGAUAGCUGGAGGAGCUUCGAGUACCUCGACGAGGAUGUCCCCGAUGAUGGCGAGAGCCGUGACCACAAGCGCCACGUCGAGCGCAAGAACCAGAACUCUCGCAAGAAGAAGAAGGCCGAGGACAACGCCCGCCUGCGUAAGCUGCUAGAUGACGCUUCGGCCGGUGAUGAGCGUAUCAAGCGCUUCCGACAGGAGGCCAACGCCGCCAAGAACAAGAAGAAGUUUGAGAAGGAGGCUGCCGAGAAGAAGGCGGCCGAGGAGGCCCAGGCCAAGAAGGAGGCCGAGGAGAAGGCCAAGGCUGACGCCGAAGCCGCCGCAAAGGCUGAUCGUGAGGCCGGCAAGAAGGCCAAGGAGGCCGCCAAGAACGCCGUCAAGAAGAACAAGCGUGUGCUCAAGAGCUCCGUCAAGGACGCCAACUACUUUGCCUCUGGCGAUGCCUCUGCCACCCAGAUCGACGCCGUCCUGGGCGAUGUCGAGCUGGUGCAGGGCAAGAUUGAUCCCGAUGAGAUUGCUGCUCUUGCCGGUAAGCUUAACGGCCUGACGGUGGCGGACGAGAUCAAGGGAGUUUGGGCCGCGGAGGUUAAGAGGCUUGUUGAUGCUGGCAAGCUGAAGGAGGGAGAGGCCAAGACUCUGGUGUAA
Molecule: messenger RNA, 1338 nt
Organism: Trichoderma harzianum CBS 226.95
Lineage: Eukaryota; Fungi; Ascomycota; Sordariomycetes; Hypocreales; Hypocreaceae
Exons: 2
Coding region: 1-1338 (445 amino acids)
Biological process (GO): regulation of translational fidelity; 'de novo' cotranslational protein folding
Cellular component (GO): cytosol
Molecular function (GO): Hsp70 protein binding; ribosome binding
Source: RefSeq, a predicted model, not a curated record